Formica exsecta is the source of this 1539-nucleotide messenger RNA. Its product is annotated as bifunctional peptidase and arginyl-hydroxylase JMJD5-like. The record is from RefSeq and is a predicted model, not a curated record. NCBI's taxonomy places the organism in Eukaryota, Metazoa, Arthropoda, Insecta, Hymenoptera, Formicidae. The transcript has 8 exons. Gene Ontology annotation, molecular function: histone H3K36 demethylase activity. Gene Ontology annotation, cellular component: nucleus. Bases 192 to 1505 code for a protein of 437 amino acids.
GAGAAUUAUUCGCCCAGAGUGUACAUUUGUGCUCUGACGGAUAAGCUCAGUGUGGAGAAGGUCAGGGACCUGGAAGAUGGCAAUGAGGAUUACAAAAUUAUAGAGAUUUACAGAAGUCGGGAAGUUCGACAAUCGUACUUCACUUCUAUUUGGACCACUGUGUUCGCCAUCCUCAACUGUCUUUCAAUCUUAUGGAGGAAAAAUCCGGAACUUAUUUUAUGCAACAGUUCUGGCACUUGUGUUCCUUUGAAAUGACUCAUAGCGCUCCUAUGAUAACAAUACCCUGGGAAUUGCUAGCAAAAGAAUUGGAACAUAUACCCAUGGAAAUAAAACUACAUUUGACACCCAUAAUAAAUGUGCUAUAUACAUCUAACAAACAAUUAGCUUCAGAAGCAUGGAUAAAUAAUUCAAUAACAAGAGUAGAAGCUUGUUUAGACCGCACAUGGGAACUAUUGAACUCAGGCUACUGGAAAGAUGUUCCAAUAGGAUAUAGAUAUUGUUAUUCUCUGUGUGUCGCUCUAAAGGCAGUAUUAUUAGAAAUUCAAUAUGAAAUCAAUGUUGAAAGCUUCAAUGAUAAAGAGGAGAAGAAAAAGACUGUAUUAAAGAAAAUUAUUAACCAAAUUGAUAAAGGCAUUCUACUAGGUGCACCACUUCCUAGUGUACCAAAUUUAUUGACAACUAUUGCUACAAAACUAAACAGCUAUUGCACUGAGGGCUCUAGCAUUAUAAAUCUGGAAGAAAUUUCAAUCACUCACAAGGAGAGUGAUUUAAUCUCUAAUUAUCCGGAUAGAUAUUUUGAGAGACCUUCGAUGCAGACAUUUUACAAUAAAAUUUUUGUGCCCAAACUUCCGGCCAUAUUAACAGAUUGUAUGAAUCACUGGAAAGCACUAACAUUAUGGAAAAAUCCUAAUUACUUAAAUAAGAUCGCAGGGUCUCGGACAGUACCGAUCGAAAUUGGAUAUAGUUAUACUGAGGAAGAUUGGACUCAACAUCUUGUCAAUUUCUCUGAAUUUUUACAAAAGCACGUUAUUGCGAAUAAUAGUGAAGUCGGCUAUUUAGCGCAGCAUCAAUUAUUUGAACAGAUACCAGAAUUAAAGGAGGAUUUUGAAGUGCCGGAAUAUUGCUGUUUCUCGGAUAAUGAGGAUAAAGAUAUGGAAUCAUCAGACGUUGACAUAAAUGCCUGGUUUGGACCUGUUGGUACAGUGUCUCCUUUGCACUUUGAUCCGAAAAAUAAUCUGCUCUCACAGAUAUUUGGUUAUAAAAGAGUUAUCUUAUAUUCUCCGAUUGAGACAGAUAAUCUGUAUCCCUAUGAUACCAAAUUACUUAACAAUACUGCGCAAGUAGAUCCGGUGAGGCCAGAUUAUGAUAAGUGGCCAAAUUUUCGUAAAGCUGAUGGCAUGACGUUCCAUUUGAAACCUGGAGAAAUGCUAUAUAUUCCACCAAAAUGGUGGCAUCACGUGACCGCUCUUACUCCUAGUUUUUCGAUCAGUUUCUGGUGGAAUUAAUUUUUAAAUAAAAUUAAAAUAAAACUUUUUUUAU